AUGGAUACUGUUGGAAUAUUGGUAUGCUACAAUGGAAGUUGGGUUAAGAAGGAUAACAUUAAGAGUUACGAAGGUGGGGAGGCUAAAGGCAUAAUAGUGUCACGGAACGUAACGUUUUUCGACCUUGUUCAACGCAUUUAUAAGAUCAUGGAUGCAUAUCCCACGAAAUAUAUUGUCACACUGAUGUAUUCAGUUCCUGUAUCCUCAUCUGUCUGUAAGCACAUAAGGGUUGAAGACAAUGAUGAUGUUCAGUAUUUUCUAAAGUACAACACAGAUGUUAUGGCCUCUAAAGUAACCCCUUUAGUAGCAAGCUUGAAAAAUAUUGAAGGUCAUGGUAUUGAAGGGUGCAAUGGCAUUGUAAGUGUUGAGAGUAGCAAUGCUCCUACUAACUUUGUUGUGGAACAAAGAAAUGUGGUAAUUCGGGACAAUGAAACUGAAAAUGGUGGGAAUGAUUUUAAUUGGAGUGAUUGGGUUGAAGAAGUGAAUGUUGAAAGUGGUGAAAACAUAGUUGCUGAUUUCAAUGCACCUAGCAAGGAAGAGGAACCACACUCUGCUCCGAUUUUGCACCCUCAUGAGGUGCAAUCCAAACCUCCCCGACAAUCAAGUUCGACUGAAAUGCACACAAGUCGGGCUAAUUUGAAGCAUGGUAAGAGUUUGGAAUAUAUUCAUUAUGGUGGAGGCCUUUCGUGCAUAAAUUGGGAAGCAAAUUUGAAGCUUCCUUGCCCUUGGAAAGUUCGGGCAUAUAAAGUUGGAUUACAUGAGUUGAAGGUUGUUAAAUACGAUCCACUUCAUGAAUGUGAUAUAAGGUAUGUAAGUAGUCAUCAUCCUCAAGCUACAACUGAAUUGCUGUCUGACUGUGUUAAGUGGAGAUUUCAGGAUUCACGCAGCAUUUAUACUACAGCUGAUAUCAAGAAAGAUGCGAAACAAAAUUUCGGUGUUAGCAUAAGCUACUCUACAGCGUGGAGAAGCCGAGAGUUAGCUUUCAAAAGAAUUAGAGGGUUUGCAGAAGAGUCGUAUUCCCUUCUCCCUUCCUAUUGUUAUGAAUUGGAACGAUUGAAGUCGUCAAUGCGGCCCGUGAUUGCUGUUGAUGCUACCCAUUUGAAGUGCAAGUAUAAAGGUGUUUUGUUUGUUGCGACCGCAUUUGAUGGAAAUCGGAACAUAUAUCCUGUUGCCUUUGGGAUUGGAGAUUUAGAGACGGAUGCAGCUUGGGAGCAACGUCGAGAUUUAGCAAUGAAAUCUCAUUCUACAUUGUGCCCUGAUUUUGGGGAAAAGAAGUUAAGGAAGAGGUUAGACGCUGCGUCAAGGAUGAAUGUGGUCAAAAUCAAUGAUGUCGAGUAUAAUGUUCUGGAUGGUGAUUUGAACGGUCUGGUGCACUUGCAAAAUCGUAGUUGUAUAUGCAGGAAGUUUGACUUGGAGCAACUCUCGUGCAAGCACGCUAUUGCGGUAUGUCGGCACUCGAAAUUGAACCCCUACUCCUUUGCCUCUUCUUAUUAUACACGAGCUACAUGGGCAGCUGCAUAUACUGAAUCUAUUUAUCUUGUACCACCUGAAGGCACAUGGGUUAUUCCCGAAAACUUGAAGAAGGUCAAAAUCCUCCCUCCUCUUUCUAAGGUUAUGCUGGGCCGUCGCAAAAUGCAAAGAAUAGCUUCUAAAGGAGAGGAGUCCCGUCAAAAAAAACGCUCAAGGUGUGGUGUGAAGGGCCACUACUGA
Prunus armeniaca (apricot) is the source of this 1710-nucleotide messenger RNA. Lineage: Eukaryota; Viridiplantae; Streptophyta; Magnoliopsida; Rosales; Rosaceae. The record is from the annotation of a GenBank genome assembly.